Periconia digitata is the source of this 1335-nucleotide messenger RNA. Lineage: Eukaryota; Fungi; Ascomycota; Dothideomycetes; Pleosporales; Periconiaceae. The record is from the annotation of a GenBank genome assembly.
AUGCGACUUCUAGCCACCCACUUGUCUUGGUAUCACGAAUUACUAUCUUCUGCAAUAGACUCUGUUCAUUGUCCUGAAGAGACAACCAACACUAGGCUUUCCCUUUCUCGAAGCACAGUCAUCACCAUGUGCAUUGCCGUUCCGGUCGACCACACGCGGUGUAAUCACACCAUCGCCCUUUGGCAACAUUGUGCAAAUGCAUUGAGGUCGCUUUCUGGAUUGAAGCCAUGCUCCCGCGUUCGACAACAUACCCGCCCGAUUCUCAUAAGGAAGCUUUGCGUUCACUGCGGCGGCCCAAGACACUUUACUCGAAGAGGAGGCAUAGCUGCACGCGGCACCGGAAGCAAUACCAUGCCGAAGAAGGUGGAAUGGGCCUCACCGUACGAUUCGGGCUACGCCAGCGAUGUUAUACUUGAAGAGGAAGAGGAGGACUAUGAUUCCGAUGAAACGCUCUCCCCGCGUGCUCGCAAAGUGCCCUCGAGAAGCUGGCCCUCGGUAUCGAGACAAAGCUCUUCGAGUACUCAUCGGUCGCAAAAGCAAGAAUCAAGCUGGAGCCCAAACCUUAAGCGCGAGCUCACCCGCCGUGAUUCCAUCAGCUCCGGCAUGUCAAGAGAGGACGACGAUGCGGAAUCACUGUACUGUUCGCAGUCUCCCGACGACGCCGGUCAACUGGAUCGCUCGACAUCCCCAAUAUCACGAAAGUCUACACCGGACCGAAAGAACUCUACACUUUUACAUCCAUCCUCGCCUGUCGAGUCCUUCACUGAUGAACAAUAUACACGCGAUGUCACCAUGGGAGCAACAUCCAUGGACCACGAUAUGCAUAUAUCAGACAAGCACCCGCGAGUGACCAUCAUCUCGAUAUCCGAACCCAUCACUCCGCAACCCAGCCACAUGUCAAAGACACCAUUGCUCCUUCGACCUCGUGUGCCUCCACGAAAGCCAAGUACACUUCUGCAUCCUUCGGUACCCAGCGACGAGGUUUCAGCGGUGCCUUCUGUAUCGACACUCUCCCUACAGGAUCCGGAAACAGGGUAUCCGUUCCCAGUCUUCACACAGACGCCGCCUACGCCGCUGCCCACAGACACAAAGUUCCAGCGACGAGUAUCAGUCCUACACUCGGCGCUCUCGGAGGAUGAGUGGGAAGAACCACUCCACUCCAGCCAAUCUGACGUAGAGUCCGAGUGCGAAGAUGACUACGAGAGCGAUACGGACAUUGGGCUUCCCAAUAGUCAGAACGCCAACGAGGCCAUUGCUGUGGCGAAGUCGGGGCGUAAGGCGCGCGCAAGUCGCAUCUCAUUCCACGGACAGCACCUCCGAAUCGUGGUGGAUUGA